Messenger RNA from Archocentrus centrarchus (flier cichlid), 1335 nucleotides. RefSeq names its product C3a anaphylatoxin chemotactic receptor-like. NCBI's taxonomy places the organism in Eukaryota, Metazoa, Chordata, Actinopteri, Cichliformes, Cichlidae. The transcript has 2 exons. Gene Ontology annotation, cellular component: plasma membrane. Bases 106 to 1236 code for a protein of 376 amino acids. The record is from RefSeq and is a predicted model, not a curated record. Gene Ontology annotation, molecular function: G protein-coupled receptor activity; complement receptor activity. Gene Ontology annotation, biological process: complement receptor mediated signaling pathway; positive regulation of cytosolic calcium ion concentration; inflammatory response.
GCACAGGCUGAGAGGGAGGAGCAAUCAAAGCCAGAGAGCAAGUAGAAGCAGCAACCGAUAGAGAUCAACUCAGAAUAAAGACAGAUUCUCUCAGCUAAAAGGAACAUGGGGAUGGAUAACAGCAGUUUCACUGCCAAUCAAUCUUCUGGACUGGAAGCAGCUUCCACACAUCUCCAGAAAGCCUCCAUUGUCAUCUACUGUGUGAUAUUUAUAGUUGGAACUCUGGGCAAUGGCGUGGUCAUCUAUGUGACGGGUUUCAAAAUGAAGAAGACGGUCAACUCAGUUUGGUUUCUCAACCUGGCCGUAGCUGACUUCCUCUUCACAACCUUCCUGAUUUUCUAUAUCAUUUCUCUCUCUCAGAGUCUCCAGUGGCCUUUUGGAGCAUUCAUGUGCAAGCUCAACAACUUUGUGAGCGUAGUCAACAUGUUUGCCAGUAUCUUCACUUUGACAGCCAUGAGUCUGGAUCGCUGUUUGUCCAUCUGGAUGGUGGUGUGGGCACACAACAAACGCACAAUCUGCAAAGCCCAGCUCAUAUCAGCUGGUAUCUGGGUGAUCGCUGGGGUCUGCAGCACUCCUUAUGCCACUUUUCGCACAGUUUCAGAGAGCAAUGGGGAAAGACACUGUGGUUAUUCUAUGCCACAUGAGCAAAAACUGAGCCUCCACAUUUUCCGCUUUGUUAUGGGCUUUGUGAUCCCAUUCCUGGUAAUAGUGGUGUCUUAUGUGGCCAUAGGUAUCCGUGCAAUGAGCGCGCCAAGAACAAGGAAACGAAGAUCUCGCCGAAUCAUUUCCGCCAUCAUUUUUGCGUUCUUCAUCUGCUGGUUGCCCUUUCAUGUUUUCAAUUUUAUAGAAUUAAAGGCUAAUAACCCAGACCUCAAGGACAUUGUUCGAACUAUUGGUUCCCUGAUUGUGAGUCUGGCUUUUCUGAACAGCUGUCUGAACCCCAUCCUCUACGUUUUCAUGUGUGAAGAAUUCCAGAAGAAGCUUCGCCAGUCCAUAUGUUUUGUGCUAGAGAGCGCCCUGGCAGAGGACCAUUUGUCAUUUGCAUCCACUCGCUCCAUGUCAUCACGCUUUUCAAAGACUUCCCGAAGCUCAGACGCUGCUGCAACUUUAGAGAGGAUCGACGCAGCCAUUUAUGAAAACAUUCCAGAAAGCAAAGUGGUCAUCACUGAAGAGACACCAGUCAGUGAAGAUAGAGAGAAGGGGAAGACACAGCAAAGGGUCACGGUUUGGACUUGAACCCAGGCCGCUGCACUCUGGCUAGGUGGCCUAUGGCCUGCUCACCCACUGAGCUAACGGUGCCCAUGAAUCAAUUUUUUUACGCAAAAUUUUCCUCGC